CUUCUUUAAAUAUUUAUGUAGGUUACUAAUCCAGAGCCGUCGUUUUCUCGACGAAAUAUCUACCGUGAAUGUUUUUUCCUGGCUAAAACCUUUAACCAUUCCUACCCGAGGCUGUUUCUCUAGAAACAGAAAUACUGGCGUAUUCAGGAGCCAAGUUGUUCAAAGUGUUUUUUCGUGCGUAAUUAUAGCUUUCACAUGCGGCGAGAACGUCGCUUCGUGGCACUUUCAAUUUAGUUAGUAUGAUUGUUGUUCUUUAUUUAAUGUAAACCUUGAUACAAAAUAAAUUGGUUACAUAAACAUGUAUUUUAAUGCUUGCCGUACAUAGGAAAAAUACAUUUCAAUAAGCCUGAUAAAUGAAUUUCCAUCUAACGGUCUGCUUUCUACUGAAAACGAUAAAAUAGUGAAAUGCUCAUAAGUUCACACCACUGACUUCGUUUUAAAUGUUCAUAUUUACAGUUUAAACGUGUAGGUGUGUCAUGCUUUUUCCACACAUAGGUGCGCAAAGGCAUCGGAAAAUACCGGACAUUGCCAAUAUGUCAAACCACUUUCAACAUGGCGGGUUUUGGUGUGUAAAAAACUGCAUGUAAAAUCUUUGAAUGAGGAAAAAAAUUAAUUACUGCAGUUAACCGUCCAGUUUUAGUUUCUUUUGAUGCACAUUAACAAGCUCUAAUGAAUUAAAUUAGAAGUGGACGCUUAGCAAUAACGUUAGAGUUUUUUUCCGCUGCAAUACUUUGUGAGCAAAGUACAUUAGCGAAGUGCGAAAUACAAAUGACUGACUGUGUAACGCACCGAGAGGACUUCGACGAGACCCGUAUCCCACGAAUGCACAGUACGCAUAGCUACAUUUCCUGUUUCACUUUAUCAGCAUUAGCAGUUACAAUCUAUUUUUUUAUCGUUAUUUAGUAGACAUGGAAUAAUGGUCUGAUGAACGGUUCCAUUUGUCAUUUUAAUCAAUCAUCAAGGUUUUAACAUCCAAUCUUGAUGAUUGUAAAUUUGCACGAGGUAAUUUUCCCAAUCCGACGUUAUGUCAAAUUUCUAUGAUGAAGUUUCUACUUGGGUUAAACCGCGCAUAUAUCCAUUUAAUAAUUUAUUUUUUUAUUGCGGGCGGUCAGCAAAACCGGAGUUUAGCUGCACAUUAUUCUGAUGAUCCCUCUUCGGAAUUACAUUCGGCUCCAUAAUGAAUAUAAAAAUAAGCCACGCUUCCGAAUGAACAGUGAUGUGCAUGUGCGCACUCAUGCAUAUUCAGGCUGCGUAUUGCCAUAAAACCCUAAAACAUACCUACCGUCCGCGGCUGUCAUGUGAGAUCGUUUUGCCUUGGUACUGGUGUAGCCUAGAUGGAAUGGAAGUAAGCAACAUCACGGAGAAGAUCUCGCCUCUUUACAGUAAAACCCUAUGAAGUGUCCAGGGAUCUGGUAUAGGGGUAAAGAUUAUCAAGGAUGCAUGGUUAUUGAUGGUUUUAUUCAUGUGCUCCUCAGCGCCGUUCAUAAUCGAUCUUUUGGUAGCAGAUGCCAUUGUAUGUAAAUGUCCCUGGUAAGGUUCUAAAGGAAGAACAGAUGAAACAUUGAUGGAUUGGCUCUGUGAGUGAAGACAGGGAAUUGUAUUAGCCAAGAACAACUUACAUUACUAACACAUCUUUCACAGUGAUUUACAUAACACAAUGAUAUGGAAAACGGAUGUAUUAAGUCAUUAGAUCAAGGCUGUGACUUGACAUCGACAUCGUCAGUUCAGAAGUGUCUGCUGUAGUUUUAGGUGAAAUAAUGGCAAAAGGUAACCACAUCCCCGGGCUAAUUGCUCAUGGGAAGUGUCUGGCUGACGAGAUUAAUUGCAAUGUAAAGAAAGCCAAAUUUCGUUUUCUCCACUAAGAGACUUCAGUGAGGUGUGUGGAUGAAUGAUUCACAGGAGUUAAAAAAUAUAUAUAUAUAUUUUCUUCUUUUGACCCGAUCAUGAGUGACUCAAUGGCUGGAGGAGAGAUAAUGAGAAUCACGUGGCACAAGAGUCAACAUAACAGACACAACGUGCUCUGCGCAGAAAGGCUGUCCAAUGAUUGGCCUACAUCGGAUGUUUUUUCUUCAAAGAAGAUACAGACAUCUUAUUAAACAACACGACAUUUGGAAUAAGAUCAAACAACAUCCAUUUCCAUCUAUUUUUGAUUAUUUUUGAGUUUAUGGAAAAAGUAAUCACAUAGACCUUCUGAUGUGAUGUUACUCAAACAAUGGCUUGAUGCUGGAGAAGUUUCCUGAAGAUUGCUGCUGUAGGCAGUAGGCUGCCCAUUGUGGAGGAAUGAGGGAGAUGCAGUGAAGACUGGGGAGUCUGAAGACAGACGGACAAAGGGUAAAAGGGUAAAGGUCACCAGGAAGAGAGAGCAGGAUGCAGUCCCGCCCACAGGACAGGCCGUUGGCCCUCUCCGCGGAGAAAUCCCACAGCCCGACCAAUGGGAGAGAAGUACAGGUGUACUCAGACGCAGACUCCAUGGAGGAAGAGGCCGACUUUAAUUGGGAGGAGUACCUAGAGGAGACGGGGGCGACCGCUGCACCCCACACCGCUUUCAAACAUGUGGACAUCAGCCUACAGAGCAGCUUCCAGCCGGGGAUGAAGCUGGAGGUGGCCAAUAAGAGCAGGCCAGACACUUACUGGGUGGCCACCAUCGUCACCACCUGCAGCCAGCUGCUGCUACUGCGCUUCAGUGGCUACGGAGAUGACCGCAAGGCCGACUUCUGGUGUGAUGUCAUGACAGCCGAACUCCACCCAGUAGGCUGGUGCUCCCAGAACAACAAGACCCUCCAACCCCCUGAAGAUAACGUUUACCUAAGAAAAGCCAUCAAGGAGAAGUACAGUGACUGGACAGAUUUUCUCAUCCAGGACUUGACUGGCUCACGGACCGCACCAGCAAACCUACUGGAAGGGGCUCUGAGGGGGAAGAACACAGUGGAUCUGAUUGUGGAGGGUUCGGUGAUGGAGGUACGGGACCUCACUGACCCCUACCUCUACUGGGCUGCCCGCGUCGCCCAGAACAUUGGUGGGAGGCUCCGGCUACGCCAUGUAGGUCUCCAAGACGACGCCCACGACACCUGGCUGUUCUACCUCGAUGUGAGGCUCCGCCCACUGGGCUGGGCUCAGGAGAACCGCCUGUCACUGGAGCCCCCAGCAGAGUUGCGUGGCCUGAAGAGCACCCUCGAGUGGCAGGAGGCCCUGGAGGCGGCGCGGAGCGAGGCCCAGCAGAACCCACUGCCCCUGGAGGUGUUUAAGGACCAUGCAGACCUGACCAAACACUCCUUCAGGACGGGGAUGAAGCUGGAGAUGGUGUCGCCGUCAGAACCGUUCCACAUCUGCCCUGUAUCUGUCACACAGGUCUACAAUGAGCACUACUUCCAGGUCACAGUGGAUGACCUCACUCCAGAGGCCACACCCCUGUCCCUGGUGUGCCAUUCUGAGUCGCCGGGCAUCCUCCCCGUCCAGUGGUGUCUGAAGAACGGGAUUGGUCUAGAGCGGCCCAGGGGCUACCAGAGCCAGGACUUUGAUUGGGCGGACUACCUGAAACAGAGUUGGACUGAGGCCGCCCCCGACGCAUGCUUCCCUGACGCGUGGCAGAGCCGAGGCUUCGCUAAAGACAUGUGGCUAGAGGCCGUUAACCCUGUCAGGCCCACAGAGGUGUGUGUGGCUCAGAUCACACAGGUCAGGGGUCGCCUGCUGUGGCUCAGACUGGAAGGCCUGCCUAAGUCUGUCCCUGAAUGUAUUGUGGAUGUGGAGUCCAUGGACAUCUUUCCUGUAGGAUGGUGUGAGACCAAUGCUUACCUCCUGACUCCACCACUGAAGCCUGUCUGCCAGCAGCAGAAGAAGAUAGCCGUCGUCCAGCCAGAGAAGCAGUUGGCUCCGCCGCAACCCGUGGAGACAAUCCCUCUCGACCUCUGCGAGCCCGUUGCCAUGGACACAGGCUCAGCCAAUGGGAGAUACUGUUGUUCCAGGAUCUACGUGAACCACCACUGUUUCUCUGGCCCUUACCUGAACAAGGGGCGCAUCGCUGAGCUGCCACAGGCUGUAGGGCCGGGGAAAUGCACUCUGGUCCUCAAAGAGGUGCUCAGCAUGCUAAUCAAUGCGGCCUACAAGCCUGGGCGUGUCCUGAGGGAACUACAGGAUGUGGAAGAGCAGCACUGGGACUGCCACGAGGAGACCCUCAAAGCCAAAUACAAAGGGAAGACGUAUCGAUCGUCCAUGCGGAUCGUGCGUCUGGCAGAGCAGAUCCCAGACUUCUGUCGUAGAGUGUGUGUGAAGCUGCAGUGCUGUCCCAACCUCUUCAGCCCCGUCCAAGUCACAGGCCAGUGUCCUGAGAGCUGCUCCAUGCAGACCAAGACCAAAUAUAGUGAGCGUUGGUGUGUGCGUGCGCGAACAAAUACAGUAAUUUUCUACAAGUCGUAUUACUACGGUAAGAAGAAGAAGCUGUCUAAGCCGUUUGGAGGAGAGGAGGGUCUGGAGGCCAAACCCACACGACGCAGGAAGAAGAGGAAGGCCAUCUUUGUCCAGAAGAAACGGCGUUCGUCUGCAGUGGACUACACUCCUGCAGGGUCACCACAGGACAGUGAUGAAGACGAGGAUGAAGAUGAUCUUAUGUUGCAGUCGGGCAGUGAAGAAGGCACCAGCUCUGAGCCACGCGAGGACCACAUAGACACAUCCUCUGUGGAGGUGGCUAACAGCCGGCCGCGCCGCGCCGUGACGCUACGCAGGGCCACCCAUACCGGCAUAGCUUCGGGCAGCUGUGAGGGUCCUGAAAGCAGGAGGCGGAGCACUCGGUCCCUGUCAUAUAACCAGGGGAACAAGUACCACCCACCCAAGAGACCGGAGAUGCAGGUGGAGUGUAGUGAGGCGGAGUGCCGGCUGGUGUUGGAGAGGAACCCUCUGGAGUGGUCCGUAGAAGAUGUGGUCACCUUCAUCACCGCCACCGACUGUGCUGCUCUCGCCAACAUCUUCCAGGAGCAGGACAUAGAUGGCCAGGCGUUGUUGUUGCUGACCCUGCCCACCGUCCAGGAGUGUAUGGAGCUGAAGUUGGGUCCAGCCAUCAAGCUGUGUCACCAGAUAGAGAGGGUCAAGGUGGCCUUCUAUGCCCAGUACGCCAACUGAUCCUGGGCAUCUCACCUGGCACCUUUUACCCUGUAGAGCACAGGCUGUCUGGAGACACCCCGCCCAGUACACCUUCAUCUGAGGAAGAGGAGGAGAGAUGAUUUCGCUUAAUGCCAAGUCUGGGAUUACCUGGUAUGGAAGGCUGGGAGGAAAGUGGGAAAACUGGUAAUGCUGUCGCUUAGGAAUUCCUCAAUUCUGGACUUUGAUUACCCAGCCACUCUUCCGUGGAUUACUGAUGUCACAUAGAGAAGGAAGUGACUUCAGAGGAAGUAGAAGAGAGGCUACCCACGAACGGAGCUCAGGACGUCAUCUGCGACAACAGGCAGAGAUGGAUUGGAGGGUUCAGAUUUCCAUAGUAUUGUGUGGAAGGAUCAGUCAACUGUGAAUCGUUGAUAUAAUAAUAAUAUAUAAUAAUAUAUGCCAUUUAGCAGAUGCUUUUAUCCAAAAAAAAGCAUACAUUCUACGUAUGGGUGGUCCCGGGAAUCGAACCCACUACCCUGGCGUUACAAGCGCCAUGCUCUACCAACUGAGCUACAGAAGGACCAGGUUGAGUACGAUACAUAUGAGUCAAUCCAUAUGGAAUACAGAUCUGUGAAGAAACUGAUCGAAAUUGAGGAUUAUUUUCUUGGAACAUUUUGAAAUCGAGGAUUAUUUUCUUGGAAAAUCUUUUUUUUUUUUUUACAUGCUGUUUGAGACUAAUGGCCCUGGCAGCGUUUAACUUAUGAACAAAUGUUAUUAAUUAUUUGUUCAAUGUUUUCCCUCUUUGUUAUAUUUAAGUAAAUUAGCUUAAUAUAUUUCAUUAACGAAAAUCGGUUAGUAACCUACAAUAUAUUUGCAAUAUUUAUUGUAUUCCUUAUUGAAUAGAUGUCAAAUCUAAUUUGGAUGUAAGAGAAAUAUAUUUAGAAAGAGUUGAUAGGCUAUUGAAAUGUCCAAGUCUUUGGGUUCAAAUAUUUAUUUAAGGAAGUUCAUGAGUUAUUCCAGUCAAUAGUAAUUGAGUCCUGUUAUUAAACCAUCUGUUUUUUCUUGUGUGCAUAGGGAAAUAUUAGGGCCGUUGCAUUUUCUCAUUAAGUUUGUAAAAAAUCCUGGUUACACUUUAUUUGGAUAGUCCAUCUGUAGAUGCUCUACAGGCUUCAACUAACUACUAACCGUUAUUCUAAACCGUACCCUAACCGUAACCUAACAAUAACCUAACCUUAUUCUAAACCGUACCCAAACCCCUAUUCUAAACCUUACCCUAACCGUAACCUAACCGUUAUUCUAAACCGUACCCUAACCGUAACCUAACCGUUAUUCUAAACCGUACCCUAACCGUAACCUAACCCUUAUUCUAAACCUUACCCUAACCGUAACCUAACCCUUAUUCUAAACCGUACCCUAACCGUAACCUAACCCUUAUUCUAAACCUUACCCUAACCGUAACCUAACCGUUAUUCUAAACCGUACCCUAACCGUAACCUAACCCUUAUUCUAAACCUUACCCUAACCGUAACCUAACCCUUAUUCUAAACCUUACCCUAACCGUAACCUAACCCUUAUUCUAAACCGUACCCUAACCGUAACCUAACCCUUAUUCUAAACCGUACCCUAACCGUAACCUAACCCUUAUUCUAAACCGUACCCUAACCGUAACCUAACCCUUAUUCUAAACCGUACCCUAACCGUAACCUAACCCUUAUUCUAAACUUUACCCUAACCGUAACCUAACCCUUAUUCUAAACCGUACCCUAACCAUAACCUAACCCUUAUUCUAAACCUUACCCUAACCGUAACCUAACCCUUAUUCUAAACCGUACCCUAACCAUAACCUAACCCUUAUUCUAAAACGUACCCUAACCCUUAUUCUAAACCUUACCCUAACCGUAACCCUAACCCUACCCUUAUUCUUAACCUUAUUCUAAACCUUACCCUAACCGUAACCUUAGCAAGCAGUUGCUUAUCAACAGACGGUCAGUUGCUUAUCAACAGAUGGUCAGUUGCUUAUCAACAGACGGUCAGUUGCUUAUCAACAGACGGUCAGUUGCUUAUCAACAGACGGUCAGUUGCUUAUCAACAGACGGUCAGUUGCGAGUAUCUACAGACGGUCAGUUGCGAGUAUCUACAGACGGUCAGUUGCGAGUAUCUACAAUGUGACCAAAGUCCUGAAUGAGCUUUUUACCCUUUUCACUUUUUAAGAAGUUGCUUUCACAAUCAUGUAAACAGUCAAAUACGUUCUAUCCAUCUAUGCAAAACCCGGUGCAGAUAUUUUUGAUAAGUGUUGAUAAGAAAAUACAUUUCUACUGAUUUUGUAAUGACGUUUUGUUUUUAUAGAGAAGAAGAAUUCAUCAAAGUGUUUUUUAAAACCACGUAUAAACUCACAGGCGGGUAGGCCUGAAUGAACUACGUAGGUAGUCAUAACCAUUCCAUUACUGAUUUGGAUUUCAUUGUGUUUUUUCAUGCAGGCAGUGACUAAUAGCCUGUUGUAUUUCCAAGACUGUAACAUGUUCUUAAUGUAAUAGACAUUGAAUUGAAUACAGACAGUACAUAUUCAGAUGAGAGUAUUUCACAGCAGCAAGACGAGUCGUGCUUCACCAGUUCUCUGUUACUGCACAGUUGAAUUAAUUUAAUAGCACAUACACCAACUCUGACACUUUCGAUUGAGCCAGCCUGAAAAGUGUUUUAAUCAACUGCUACCUAAAAUGGUUGCUUGGCAACACAAUUUCUACCGUCUGUUUUGCAUGAUUUUUUUCCCUUUUCCCAGCUGUAUCUGAAAACAAACUGGAUACAUUUUGAUUGCAGAGGAGUAAACAACCAUUUAACUGGUUAAACAUUUUUUUUAAAGCUGUUUAAUAAAAAUCUCAUGUACAAGACAA
Messenger RNA from Oncorhynchus keta (chum salmon), 7961 nucleotides. RefSeq names its product scm-like with four MBT domains protein 2. The transcript has 22 exons. Gene Ontology annotation, cellular component: nucleus. The coding region runs from base 2368 to 5112 and encodes 914 amino acids. Gene Ontology annotation, molecular function: transcription corepressor activity; histone binding. NCBI's taxonomy places the organism in Eukaryota, Metazoa, Chordata, Actinopteri, Salmoniformes, Salmonidae. Gene Ontology annotation, biological process: regulation of DNA-templated transcription. The record is from RefSeq and is a predicted model, not a curated record.